UACUUCCGGGACUGUCAGAAUCCUGUGAUCCUUAUACCUGGGACUGUCAUAUCCAGUGAUCCCUACACCUGGGACGGUUAGAACCCUGUGAUCCUCAUCCCCCUUCUGGACUGUCCCUCAGAUGAGUGGUGUGGACCUGUUGCAGUGACUGGGACUUGUCUGCCUUGCUGUUUGGUCCUUUGUAGCGGAGAAGUGAAGCUGUGGGAUUACUAUGUUUGACAAGAGGAGGAUCCCCUUUGUGGCCCUGGACAUAGUGUGUGUGAUUCUGGCUGGCCUGCCUCUGGGCGUUUUAAAGCUGAUCACAAAAAAGCCGUAUCAGAGAGGGUUUUUCUGUAAUGACGACAGCAUCAAGUAUCCCUUCCAUGACAGUACCGUCACCUCUACUGUACUCUACACAGUAGGCUUCACUGUGCCCAUAUGCUCAAUGAUUUUAGGAGAGGCGUUGUCCGUAUAUUAUAAUCAGUUGCAGUCUAAUGGCUUCAUCAGGAAUCAGUAUGUAGCAACCAUUUACAAAGCCAUCGGGACAUUCAUCUUUGGAGCCGCAGCCAGCCAGUCACUAACCGAUAUCGCCAAGUUCACUAUAGGUCGCCUCAGGCCUCACUUUCUGGAUGUUUGCAAACCCAACUGGUCCAAGAUCAACUGCAGUGCCGGCUACAUUGUGAACUUUGUAUGCGAAGGGGAUCCUGUGAAAUCCAGCGAGGCUCGGCUGUCCUUCUAUUCGGGUCAUUCCUCCUUCUCCAUGUACUGCAUGCUCUUCCUAGCACUUUAUCUUCAGUCCCGCAUGAGAGGAGAUUGGGCCAGGCUUCUCCGUCCCACCCUCCAGUUUGGGCUCAUUGCUUUAGCCAUCUAUGUUGGUCUUUCCAGAGUCUCUGACUACAAGCACCACUGGAGUGACGUCCUCGUUGGCCUCAUCCAGGGAGCCAUUGCGGCUGUUCUUAUUGUUGUGUUCGUGUCAGAUUUUUUCAAAGACAAGAAGGACAGCUUAAGUCCCAAAGAGGAGGAUUCACACACCACGCUGCAUGAGACGUCAACCAAUGGGAACCACUAUGGAAGCAGCCACCAGCCAUGAAGCCACUUCUGCUGCCUGCAUUCUGCUUUCACCCCAAACCAUUGACUGUCUCCAUUACAUAGCCUUCAGGACUAAACAACACAGGAAGUUUUAAUUUCAUGCUGAGCGAUUGAAUCCACUGGUUGGCAGGCACUUUACCCCAGUCUGAGUGCUGUAUAUAAGACUACUGCCAGCAAGAGCUUCCAUGGCUUCCUAGCAUGAGACUAAAUCUGCUUGUGUAGGGAAGUCCUUUGCCUUCAUUGCUGGAGACGCUGACCCUGCAUGGCACUCUAGCACGUAAUAUGCAUCUGUUGCCUAUACACUGUGGUAGAAGCCAUUCUGUGAGCUAAACAGACAUUGGUAAGAAUGCAGCCUGGCCAGUCAGAGCCCUCCAAUAGCGGAAGAACACGCUGCAGGAUUUCAAAUGUCAGCUCGGCAUACAUGGUUCCUUACACUGUGCAUAGGAGACUCAUGCUAUGGACUGCUGCUGCUAUACCUGUCAGAUGCCCACUUUGUAUAUAGUUAUAAAGAUCACCUUUUUAUGUAUAUGUUAUAGCUUUAAAAUAAAAUUGUUUAAUGCUUUUUAUCAAUUAUACAGACACACAAUACAAAAAUGUGAUAUUCAAAUUGUACAUUUUUUUUAUUAAAAUAGUGUGGUAAUGGUAUGUACAAACAUUUAUGUCAUAUGGCUCUGCACAAACAUUGCUUGGAUCUGCAAACCUGUAACACCAAAACAUUAAAAAGGUUUAUAACAAAAGUACGUCUUCCACUGGU
Molecule: messenger RNA, 1822 nt
Organism: Nanorana parkeri
Lineage: Eukaryota; Metazoa; Chordata; Amphibia; Anura; Dicroglossidae
Gene: PLPP1
Product: phospholipid phosphatase 1
Exons: 6
Coding region: 212-1069 (285 amino acids)
Biological process (GO): phospholipid metabolic process; signal transduction; phospholipid dephosphorylation
Molecular function (GO): phosphatidate phosphatase activity
Source: RefSeq, a predicted model, not a curated record